UAUACAGUGACCGCUGCUAUGCGAAAGUUAAAGAACUUUUCCAUAUGUACCGUAAUGACUUAGUUAAAAAUACUAAACCAGGGAAGCAAUUGAAACAGUCGUUUUUCAUGAACCUGCAAGGUCUGUCAGAUGAAGAUCGUUUGACUGUCUUAACAUCUGUGACAGACGGUAAUCGGACUAUAAAAGAGGCCGAGCAGGAUGCACGGAAUACAAAACUACUAAAGGAAAUUAAAAGAAAAUUCCUAAAGACCACAAAAGUGCUAACUUGGGAGGAAGCAGAAGUACGAUUUCCUCAACAUACAACUGAAGCUGCUCUUCGCGAGUUUAUAACAACAAGAAAAACGAAAUGCCGACAGGCUUGUUGAACCAUUGCCAGGAUGCACAACUAUGGGAGCAACAGCAGCAAUAUGACAGCUCAGAAUCCGCAUCUACAAUAAAUAUUAUGACUGAGCAAGGGCUAUAUUCCAAAUGCCAUGGAAUGCCCAGUCCAUUCAAUGGACGAAUAAUUACGGAUUUUGCAAAUGCAUCGAAUAUGGGACUGAAUCGCGGUCUGCUUGUGUUGACCAAGAACUGUGUGAAAGAAAUGCUAAUUGCAAACACAGUAAUAGUGAUAAACAACGAAGAAAACCUAUUUGAGAAUUUGAGCGUUUUAAGAGAAAACGACAGAGACAUCCUGGUGAAGUAUUGGUACUCCCAAGAACAAGGUA
This is a messenger RNA of Anneissia japonica, 707 nucleotides long. RefSeq lists its product as uncharacterized. The record is from RefSeq and is a predicted model, not a curated record. Lineage: Eukaryota; Metazoa; Echinodermata; Crinoidea; Comatulida; Comatulidae. Bases 45 to 365 code for a protein of 106 amino acids. The transcript is spliced from 4 exons.